Molecule: messenger RNA, 1923 nt
Organism: Alternaria atra
Lineage: Eukaryota; Fungi; Ascomycota; Dothideomycetes; Pleosporales; Pleosporaceae
Exons: 8
Coding region: 1-1923 (640 amino acids)
Biological process (GO): actin filament organization
Molecular function (GO): actin filament binding
Source: RefSeq, a predicted model, not a curated record
AUGGCAGGCCGGUUUGUGCGAGCUUCCAAGUAUCGCCACGUCUUUGGCAAGGGCACCAAGAAGGAGCAAUGCUAUGACAACCUUCGCAUCUCCAAGAACGCCUGGGACACAAACCUGAUCAAGGCCAACCCCGAAUACAUCUCCGUCAACUGGGAAGCCAGCGGUGGCGGCGCCUUUGCUGUCAUUCCCAUCAAUGAGCGCGGCCGAGCUCCCGACCAGCUUCCUCUCUUCCGCGGCCACACUGCUGCCGUCCUCGACACCGACUGGUCCCCCUUCAACGAUUCGCUCAUCUCUUCGGCCUCUGACGACGGCAAAGUCGGCAUCUGGAAGGUGCCCGAAAACUUUACCCUGUGGACUGAUGCUGAUGAGCCAGCUGAUGUCGCUCCUGUCGCGAAGCUGAGCGGCCAUAUGAGGAAGGUUGGCCAUGUCCUCUUCAACACCGCCGCCGAGAACGUCCUCGCCAGUGCAUCUGGCGACUACACCGUAAAGCUCUGGGACGUCGAGGCCGGUCUGCCGCAACUCACGCUCAAGCACAACGACAUUGUCCAAUCGCUGUCAUGGAGUGCCGACGGAUCCCUCCUUGUCACCACGAGCCGCGACAAGAAGCUGCGCGUGUGGGAUGUGCGACAGGAGAAGCCCGCCCAGGAAGUUCCUGGCCACCCUGGUGCGAAGAACAGCCGCGCUGUAUGGAUGGGUGAGACCGACCGCAUUGCGACCACUGGUUUCUCUCGCAUGAGCGACCGUCAGCUUGGCCUCUGGGAUCCGCGCAACCCCAAGGAACCCAUUGGUGGCUUCCAGAUUCUCGACUCCAUCUCGGGUGUAUGCAUGCCCUUCUGGGACGACGGUACACAGUGCUUGUACCUUGCUGGCAAGGGUGACGGCAACAUCCGAUACUACGAAUACGAGAACGACAAGUUCGAGUACCUCUCCGAAUACAAAUCUGGCGACCCGCAGCGCGGUAUCGCCUUCCUUCCCAAGCGAGGUAUCAACCUGCACGAGAACGAGGUCCUUCGCUGCUUCAAGACCGUUAAUGAUGCCUACGUCGAGCCCGUAUCCUUCAUCGUACCCCGCCGCUCCGAGAUGUUCCAGAGUGACAUCUACCCUCCCACAACUGGCCUCAAGCCUGGUGUCUCAGCAGCGGAGUGGUUUGGCGGUAAGACCGCAGCGCCUCCCAAAAUCUCACUCGAGAGCGUGUAUGAGGGUGAGGCCCCCAAGGAGGUGGAGAACGACUACAAGCCCUCCCAGCCGGCAACUAGUCAGCCCUCACCCGUCAAGACUGAGGCGCCCAAGCCCGCGCCAGAGCCUACGCCUACACCUAUAGCUAUCCGUGGACCCCCACCUUCUAUGAAGGACAACAAGGACUCUAUGGCGUCGGCAGCUUCCAAGUUCGCAGACAAGGACGAGACUUCAGACAACGAGAGCGCAUCGAGCUUUGAGGAAAUCCCGAAGCCAGCGGAGCGCCGUACUUUCACCGCUGCCCGUCAGGAAGAGAAGACCAAGGGUCCGACCAUCACCAAGGAGCCCGAGAGCGCAAAGACCACCCCGACACCCACCCCUGCGCCUUCGCAGGCCAGGUCUGCCCCACCCGCCGAAUCUACUUCCACACCCGCCGCAUCUGCGCCGACCUCCACACCCAGCACCGGUGGCCCUGCCUCUGCCCUUCGCGAUGCGCUAGGCGAUAUCAAGUCCCAGCUUGAGCAGCAAAACAGGGUCAUGUCGGACCAAUCUGAUCAGAUCGCACUUCUGCUGCGUGAAGUCUCGACACUCAAGGCCAAGGUUGCAACUUCAGAACCUUCGGACCGCGAAAAGGAUGAGCGUAUCAGACAGUUGGAGCUCGAGCUUGAGGAAGCUAGAAAGCUGAAUUGGGACUACCUGGAUUUGAUCACACAUCAAGGUGUUGUCAAGAACACGUCGUUUGGAUAA